AUGGCCACAAACACAAUCGCACAGUCCGUCACGACAUCCAGCAUGAAUCCGUCACGCCAAGGCGAUGCUAUGGAGAUGUCUUCUUUGAGCCAGAGUCCAUUCAAUACCGAUGAAAAUACCGCACGAAAUGAAGAAGAGCCACCAGAACACGCUACAAGUGCAAUUCCUGAUGGUGGAUAUGGCUGGACAAUUGUCGCAUCAUGCUUCAUUCUACUCUUUUGGAUAAACGGAUACACUACAGCCUGGGGAGUCUUGCAAGCUGCCAUUGUUCAAUCACCUCGACUUCAUACUAAUAUUCGAACCAUCACCUUUGUUGGGAGUCUGUAUAUGGCCUGUAUGGUCGCUUUUGGCUUGAUAUCAGUCAGGCUGUCAAGAGAGUAUGGCAUAAGAAUCACCAGUGUCGUGGCGACAAUCUUCUUCGGGUCUGGUCUGAUCAUCACGAGUUUCACCCUUGAGCACCUGGCCGGGCUUUUCUGCAUUGCUGGACUACUCGUCGGGUUGUCAACAUCGCUGCUCUACACUGCGACGAACACCAUGCCCACUCAGUGGUUCAGCCGUAGACUCGGCACAGCCAAUGGAAUAGUCAAGGCGGGAGGUGGUGUUGGUGCAACUGUUCUUCCUCUGGCGACGCAAGCCAUGAUCGAUAAGGUUGGCCUUCAGUGGACAUUUCGAAUUCUCGGUGCUUCGAUUCUCGUGACAGGAAUCCCUUGUGCGUUUCUUCUCACAGAGCUCAGGCGUGGUGGAGCAACAUCGAGAUUCGACUGGUCACAGUUGAAGAGCAUGCCAUUUCUGACUCUCACCAUGUCAGGUGCAGUCGGAGUCUUCGCUCUCUUCGUGCCACCAUUCUUCUUACCAGUAUUCGCGAGGUCGAUAGGACUUUCAGCGUCAACAGGUGCUGGGCUUGUCGCGGGUUUCGGCGCAUCCACAGCCGUCGGACGUCUCUUCGGCGGCUGGAUCUGCGAUCGCAUGGGUGCUUUCAACUCUUUGGCCCUUGCAGCUCUGAUCAACAGCGUAUCAAUGCUAGCAAUCUGGCCCGUCAGUUCAUCGCUCCCUCCACUCUUCGCCUUCGCAAUCAUCAACGGAUGUGCGAACGGGAGCUUCUUUGUUGCACUGCCGACAGCUGUAGCUGCACUUGCGCCUGGAUCAGCUGCCGCUUCUAUCAGUCUCAUGACGUCGUUCUGGACACCGGGAUACUUGAUGGGAGCGCCUUUGGCGGGGAUCCUGAUCGAUGCUGCCGGUGCGUCUGAGGCUUCGUCGAUUGAGCCGUAUAGAGCGGCCAUCUUUUAUGCGGCUGGUGUUGGGUCUGCUGCAACAUUUCUGAUUGUCGUAUCAAGGCUUAUAUUGAGUAAGAAGUUGAUCAAGAGGUUGUAG
Molecule: messenger RNA, 1371 nt
Organism: Fusarium fujikuroi IMI 58289
Lineage: Eukaryota; Fungi; Ascomycota; Sordariomycetes; Hypocreales; Nectriaceae
Product: related to monocarboxylate transporter
Exons: 1
Coding region: 1-1371 (456 amino acids)
Biological process (GO): transmembrane transport
Cellular component (GO): fungal-type vacuole membrane
Molecular function (GO): transmembrane transporter activity
Source: RefSeq, a predicted model, not a curated record